GGAGGCGGCAUUCCACAGCUGCCCCCACUUUCUGGAAGAGGCGGAAGGAGGGGGGUGAACUCCGGAGGGCGGAUUGGGGGCUCUCAGCUUCCUGUCUCGUAAUGGAAACUCGUGAUCUCAGACUUGAUCCCGCUGGAUGGUCCUGGAGUUUGGUGAGGGGGAGACUUUCCCGAACUCUUCUGCCCCCAAAACAGGUUUCCCUGGAGGCCCUUGGCCAGGCCUGAGCCUCUGCUGCCAUGGCCAUUGUGCAGACACUGCCAGUGCCCCUGGAACCCGCUCCUGAGGCCGCUACUGCCCCACAAGCUCCAGUCAUGGGCAGCGUGAGCAGCCUCAUCUCAGGCCGGCCCUGCCCUGGGGGGCCGGCUCCUCCUCGCCACCAUGGUCCCCCUGGACCCACCUUCUUCCGCCAGCAGGAUGGGCUGCUGCGGGGUGGCUACGAGGCACAGGAGCCACUGUGCCCAGCUGUGCCCCCCAGGAAGGCUGUCCCUGGUACCAACUUUACCUACAUCAACGAGGACUUCCGGACAGAGUCACCCCCCAGCCCAAGCAGUGACCUUGAAGAUGCCCGAGAGCAGCGGGCACGCAAUGCCCACCUCCGUGGUCCCCCACCAAAGCUCAUCCCUGUCUCUGGAAAGCUAGAGAAGAACAUGGAGAAAAUUGUGAUCCGCCCAACAGCCUUCAAGCCAGUGCUGCCCAAACCUCGAGGGGUACCAUCCCUACCUAGCUUCCUGGGUCCUCGGGCCACCGGACCGUCGGGGAGCCAAGGCAGCCUAACGCAGCUGUUUGGGGGCCCGGCCUCCUCUUCCUCUUCCUCCUCCUCCUCGGCUGCCGACAAACCCCUGAUACUGAGUGGCUGGGCCAGCGGCUGCCCAUCGGGGACUCUGUCUGACUCCGGCCGAAACUCAUUGUCCAGCUUGCCCACUUACAGCACCGGGGGUGCCGAGCCGGCUACCAACUCCCCAGGCGGGCACCUGCCCUCCCACGGCCCUGGGCGGGGCGCCCUGCCGGGGCCAGCCCGAGGAGCCCCCACUGGGCCCUCCCACUCAGACAGCGGCCGAUCUUCCUCCAGCAAGAGCACAGGCUCCCUGGGGGGUCGCAUGGCUGGGGGGCUCUUGGGCAGCGGUCCCCGGGCCUCCCCUGACAGCAGCUCUUGUGGGGAACGCUCCCCACCCCCACCCCCACCCCCUCCACCCCCUUCGGACGAGGCCCUGCUGCACUGUGUCCUGGAAGGAAAGCUCCGAGACCGGGAGGCAGAGCUGCAGCAGCUGCGGGACAGUCUGGACGAGAGUGAGGUGACCAUGUGCCAGGUGUACGAGGAGCGGCAGCGGCACUGGCCCCGUGAGCGAGAGGCUCUGCGAGAGGAUGGCGUGGCCCGGGCCCAGCGGGCCCAACAGCUGCUGCAGCUUCAGGUGUUCCAGCUGCAGCAGGAGAAGCGGCAGCUACAGGACGACUUUGCGCAGCUGCUGCAGGAACGUGAGCAGCUGGAGCGGCGCUGCGCCGCCUUCGAGCGGGAGCAACGGGAGCUCGGGCCACGGCUAGAGGAGACCAAGUGGGAGGUGUGCCAGAAGUCAGGUGAGAUCUCCCUGCUGAAGCAGCAACUGAAGGAAUCUCAGGCAGAGCUGGUACAGAAGGGCAGCGAGCUGGUGGCCCUGCGCGUGGCACUGCGGGAGGCCCGGGCAGCGCUUCGGGUCAGUGAGGGCCGGGCACGGGGCCUCCAGGAGGCGGCCCGGACACGGGAGCUGGAGCUGGAGGCCUGUUCCCAGGAGCUGCAGCGGCACCGUCAAGAGGCUGAGCGGCUGCGGGAGAAAGCUGGGCAGUUGGACAGUGAGGCUGCCGGACUCCGGGAACCCCCUGUGCCACCUGCCGCUGCUGACCCAUUCCUCCUGGCAGAGAGUGAUGAAGCCAAGGCACAGCGGGCCGCCGCUGGGGUCGGGGGCAGCCUGCGGGCCCAGGUGGAGCGGCUCCGGGCAGAGCUACAGCGGGAGCGGCGGCGAGGUGAGGAGCAGCGGGACAGCUUCGAGGGGGAGCGGCUGGCCUGGCAGGCAGAGAAGGAGCAGGUGAUCCGAUACCAGAAGCAGCUGCAGCACAACUACAUCCAGAUGUACCGACGUAACCGGCAGCUGGAGCAGGAGCUGCAGCAGCUCAGUCUGGAGCUGGAGGCCCGGGAACUCGCAGACCUGGGCCUGGCGGAGCCAGCACCCUGCAUCUGCCUGGAGGAGAUCACUGCCACCGAAAUCUAGGGCCUUAGCACCCCCCCUGCACGGAGGUCUCCUGAAAGCAGGCAGUAGCCUCAGAUCCACUGAGGGCCUCAAAGUCUGAGGGCCCAAGGGCCUUUAGUCCCUGGGAUACAGGUCUCUGGGCCUCUGCCAAGGACUCAGGGCUGCCCGAUGACUUGGAUCAGACUCCCUGAAGGUCCCUGUGUUCACUGUCACCCAAAGGCUCCUACUCACUCGACCUAUUUCAUUCACUCCCCAAAUACUGCCAUUGCUACUUUGCCAACCCGACACACCCCCAGCGCUCCCAGCCCACUCAGCCAGGGGUCUCGGAAAAGGAAGGGGCUCCCUCAUCUCCACGUUCUCCUCACCAUCCCAAAGCGAGAGCGAGCCAGAUAGCGCCAGCUGCUCCAGAUGUGCCUGCCCCCCAACCCUGCCCAUUUUGGGGGACAGGGCUAGGACUGGGGUCUGAUCUCCAGGUCCCAGCUCUGCACCCCCUCUCCUGGGGAGAGGGGGCUGUAGUCAGACCAAAGGAAGAACUCAGAAAUGUUUAUUUGUGUUUGUGACCAAGUGGCCCCUCCCCACACCCAGGUUUUUGGCCUCGUUUUUCACUUGUAUAUUUUUCACAUUGUAAAUUUCUUGUACAAACCCAAAGAAAAAAAUUAAAAAAUUUUUUGUUUGUUUUUAAAAAAA
Bubalus bubalis (water buffalo) is the source of this 2906-nucleotide messenger RNA. It is a transcript of the gene LZTS2, whose product is annotated as leucine zipper tumor suppressor 2. NCBI's taxonomy places the organism in Eukaryota, Metazoa, Chordata, Mammalia, Artiodactyla, Bovidae. The transcript is spliced from 5 exons. The record is from RefSeq and is a predicted model, not a curated record. Gene Ontology annotation, biological process: cell division; negative regulation of canonical Wnt signaling pathway. The coding region runs from base 237 to 2240 and encodes 667 amino acids.